AUGAACUUAUUGGUAGUACUGUUAAUAGUUCCGGCAAUUUUUGCUGCCAGGUCGCCUUCACCACUCAAAAAACGUCUUCUCCACGAACGAAGCAAGCAUGUAAGUCUUUCUAAAAAAAGUCUAGAUGCUGAGUACCGCCUUCCCACCGAUCUGGUACCAACCCACUACAAGCUAGAUCUACAACUAGAACAAGACGUUUUCGAAACUAAUUCAUUCUCUGGUGUUGUUGACAUCGACAUUUCUGUAAUUACAACAACAGAUUCUUUCAAAUUUCACGCCAAGAAUAUCGAAAUAGGGUUAAUAGAAUUGUCAAGCGGGAAUAGUACUUUGGAUAUUGCGUCGACCGAAACCGACUCACUUACUGAUACAGUAACAGUAAACGUAGAGACGGAAUUGACUCAAGGAGAAACUUAUUUACUCCACUUAACAUACACCGGAAUUUUGAGCCCUACUGACUUGAACGGAUUUUACAAAAGCUGGUACACUGAAGGUGACACCGUACACUACGUAGCGUCCACAGAUUUCGAAGCAACAAAUGCAAGAAAAGCUUUCCCUUGCUUUGACGAACCUGCUUUGAAGGCUACGUUCGACAUUUCCAUCACUUUUCCCGCACACUUGAACGCCAUAGCUAACACGAACAUUUUAAACCAAGAAGACGUACCUGGAACAAACCUCACCAAAGUCACUUUUGAAACAACCCCUAUAAUGUCAACGUACUUGGUGGCCUUCGUGGUCUCAGAUUACACGUGCACACAAGGCGAGCCCAUUGAUGGUACUCCCACAGAAGUAUGUUCAAGAUCAGAAACAGAAAACACGCGCGGUACCGCUCUUGAAACGGCACCUCAGAUUCUCCGAAUCAUGGAAGGCUACACUGGUAUUUCCUACACGUCUUCGCACAUUGGUAAACUUACGCAAAUUUCGAUCCCUGAUUACGCUGCAGGAGCUAUGGAAAACUGGGGUUUAGUCACCUACAGAGAAACGUACCUUCUCUGGAACGAAGAAGAAUCGUCAAAUCAGUACCAACAAUACGUUGUUACAAUAAUUGCUCACGAAUUGUCGCAUCAGUGGUUCGGAGAUUUGGUCACACUGGAUUGGUGGAGUGAUGUUUUUUUGAAUGAGGGGUUUGCUACGUACUUUGAGUAUCAUGCAAGUGAUAAAUACGUUCCGGACUGGGAACUGUCAAAGCAGUUCGUUGUAGAACAACUCCAAGUGGCUUUGGAGAGUGACUCGUACGAAUGGUCGUUACCAUUGUCGUCGGAUGUGCAAACGCCCUCAGAAAUUGAUAAUAGAUUUGAUGACAUUUCUUACGACAAAGGUGGAAGCAUUCUGCGAAUGGUUCGAUACUUUCUAGGACUUGAUGCCUUUAAAGCAGGCCUUACGGACUAUAUCGCCAAGAAUAUGUAUUUAGUUGGUACACCUGAUAUUUUAUGGGAGUCGUUUGAAGCAUACACCCCAGAAAUACCAGCUACGAUGGUCGAAAUCAUGUCUAACUGGACCUACAAAUCGGGGUACCCCUUGCUUACUGUGACGGCCAGUGGUGACGACGUAACUAUUUCCCAGGAAUCAUUUCUCCUGUCUGGUACUUCCGAUACAACUUCGUACGUACCUAUCACCUAUACUUUAUCGGGCGAAGAUUCCACCAACACGACAACAAGAGCUUGGUUGACUCCUGGUCAAGACUUAACUUUAGUUGGGGUUUUAUCAGGUUCCAACUGGAUAGUUCUAAACAACGAACAAAUUGCUACUGUCUCGUUUUUCGUACGACUUUGUAUUCGUUUAAUUUUGUUAGGGUACUACCGAGUAAACUACGACGAGUCGCUUCUCCAAAAAAUUUCUCUAGCUCUUUCGCAGCCAGACUUCUCUGGUAUCAACGUCCUCAAUCGAGCUCAGAUUGCGGAUGAUCUUUUCAAUCUAGCCCAAGCUGGUCGAACCAAUUAUUCGAAUGUUUUAGACGCACUUUCGUUUUUGGAAAACGAAACAGAAUAUUAUCCUUGGGUUUCUUCUUUCUACGUUUUUAGUUAUCUGUUGAGACGAGUAGGAAACGCAGAGUUGCGAGAAGAAUUCAUAGGAUACGUUUCUGGUUUGAUGGGUUCAUUAUACGCCUCGACUCCUUUCGAUGUGGAAAAACCUGAAGAUCAAAUUUAUACGUUGAAACAAAGUUUGACUUUGUACUACGCUUGUACAUUUGGAAAUGCGGACUGUGCUGACAACUCUAAGGAAGCUUUUGUUAGCUACAGGGACAACGCUGUCAAACCCAGCCGAAAUUUGAAAGACCUUAUUUAUUGCAACGGGUUGCGUUAUAGCGACAAUUCUUCCCUAGAUUUUGAUUUUCUUUGGCAAAAGUAUACAGAGUCGCAACUUCAAACCGAGCAAGAAAUAAUUUUGGAAGCUCUAGGUUGUACAGCAGACGCAGAUUUAUUACAAACAUAUCUCCUAAAAACUAUCACUGAAGGAUCUGGAAUAAGACGACAGGACGUUUAUACGGUGUAUGCGUCUGUAUAUACCAGCGGUCCUGAAGGUGUUAACGCAGCUUUUGAUUUUGCAAUUACCAAUUACCUACAGUUUUUUUGGAGGAAGCGAUGAUUUAAACUAUUUGAUUUAUGUUGUGUCAAACAGGUUUACGACUGAAGAACAAAUACAGAAGCUAAGAGACUUCUCCGAAGAUCCGGAUUUAGAUGAUGAUAUAAGACUUUCUGCGCUAGAUGCUCUUGCCAAUGCGGAAAAUA
Molecule: messenger RNA, 2726 nt
Organism: Zophobas morio
Lineage: Eukaryota; Metazoa; Arthropoda; Insecta; Coleoptera; Tenebrionidae
Product: puromycin-sensitive aminopeptidase-like protein
Biological process (GO): peptide catabolic process; proteolysis
Cellular component (GO): cytoplasm
Molecular function (GO): zinc ion binding; metalloaminopeptidase activity; peptide binding
Source: RefSeq, a predicted model, not a curated record